AGUCAGGUUCGCACACACACGGUGAGAGCGAGAGACGUAAACAGACUGUGUGUGUGUGAGUGUAUGUGUGUAUGUAGGGAGGGACAGGGAGGGAGACAGAAAGAGGCGCGCGAGAGAGGAGGACGCAGGCAGACGCAACUCCAGAGUCCAAAACACGACUGGUGGGACAGUUUUGACAUUUUGGGAGACAGUUUUAUCUGAAGUGGACAUUUUUUUGGGGGGACACCUGACGGGCUGGUUGCCAUGGACCCGCUGCUGCCCGUGGACACCGAGGUGAUGGAGCGAGAUGCGGACAAGGAUGCGAGGAGGAAGAUCCAGUUCUCCGUGCCUUCCUCCGUGCCCACCCAGCUGGACCCGCGACAGGUGGAGAUGGUGAGCGCGAGGAUUCGACGUCGGAGGCCGACACCAGCCACACUCUUCAGAUUGACAGACCCACCAUCACCAGAGGAAGAUAUUGGCCCUCACCAGUGGGUUCUGGGGGAAAAUGGAGCACUGAAAGCCAAACUGGUUCACACGUCAACCUACCAGCCACCCUCACUUAAAGCUGUCCAGAGGAUGGCCCAGGCCCACCUAGCAUCCCUAGACAUGUCCUCUGUGGACAAAGAGGAUCCAUCUUCUGGGGAGGAAGAUGAGGAACGUGAGAAGGACAGCCCGCAAACAGCCUCAGCUACAGAUCUAAGGGAAGAAAGCAAACCUCUCAGGGAUCAGUGUUCUCCGCCGGUCAGUUUGACAGGCAGUGCUGAUCCCAGCCGUCACCACGGAGAUGAAGAGGAGGCCAAAGAAAGAGAGGAGAGAAAAGGAGAAUGACAAAAGAAUAGGCCUCCGAUGGAGACAGAGUGUUAGCGUGGAACAGACUUGCAUAGCACACGUAUAGGCCAUUUGUGUGCGUGCAUGGGUGCACGUAUGAGUGUGUGUUAUUUGGGUCUGUGAGUGUGUGCAUGCAUGCGACAAAAGAGCUGAGUGUGGAAAAGACUGAGAGAGGAAAACAGAUGGACAUUGAGGAAGGUCAGAAUAUUAAUGAGCGGGAAUGAGGAAAAGUUUAACCUGAGACUUCAAGUCUCGGUCAGACGAGGAAGUCAGGGCUAAAUUCCGAUCAGCCAAGGACACUGCACAAGAAAUAUGAGAACUGCAAUGAACUGUGGCAUUUUCUCAAGUAAAUAAAUGUGCGUUGUUUUUUUUGGUUCAGGAUUUAACUGAAUUUAUGAGACUUGCUCCUUGAGUAGUUUUUUGUUUCGUCCAGAAAACCAUAUCCAUGUGUGACAAAUCAGAUUUUGAAUCACCUUUAUUCACAUCAUGUACAGGACAUGUCACAUAGUGAUACUGGUGCUAAAACACACAUCUUAACAACAACUAGAAAGAGCACAUGAUGCACACACGUCAAGAUAACAUAAGCCAUCAUGUAAAAUACAUACACACCAUCUUAGAAAUAUUUUACAAACAUGAAAGAUCGAUUUUAAGUGUUGUGCAAAAAUGUUUGAUGAGGUUGUUAUUUUAAAGUAUGUCUCACACAAUUCAGCCAAAUAUUAUAAGUAAGAUCCUGGGGCUAUUAUAUGAUACGCAGAUAUGAUACUAUAGAUACCAGAAGUGUGGACUCAAGUCAGAUAACUUGGACUCGAGUCUGUUUUAAGUAAAAAAUGAUCAAAAAUGUGAUGACUUUACAUUGGACUUGUUAACAUCAAGGACUCCUGACUUUACUUGGAUUUAAGCCUUUUACUUGAAAAUGGUUUAUACCUUCCCCCAAGCCCAAAGAUUAAAAAGAAGGUAAAAAAAAAAAGUGUGCUACAAAUCCUUCCCUUCUUGAAUCAACGCUAUUCAACACUUGAACCAAGGCUUCAACCCACUGAACCAAUUCAACAGUGUCAAAUCAAGUUGCAGGAGAGAACCAUGAAGAA
This is a messenger RNA of Epinephelus fuscoguttatus (brown-marbled grouper), 1892 nucleotides long. Its product is annotated as protein phosphatase 1 regulatory subunit 1B-like. Bases 244 to 807 code for a protein of 187 amino acids. Gene Ontology annotation, molecular function: protein phosphatase inhibitor activity. The transcript is spliced from 5 exons. Gene Ontology annotation, biological process: intracellular signal transduction. Lineage: Eukaryota; Metazoa; Chordata; Actinopteri; Perciformes; Serranidae. Gene Ontology annotation, cellular component: cytoplasm. The record is from RefSeq and is a predicted model, not a curated record.